Amborella trichopoda is the source of this 2115-nucleotide messenger RNA. NCBI's taxonomy places the organism in Eukaryota, Viridiplantae, Streptophyta, Magnoliopsida, Amborellales, Amborellaceae. The record is from RefSeq and is a predicted model, not a curated record.
AUUAUAGGUUUUCAUUUGAGGGUGAGCCCGUCUUUCCACAGUUUUGCGGUGCGCCUUACUGCCAUUACAUGUGCCUUCCCUAAAAGGGGCAUGAAUGGUGGCGGGGCAGCGGGCAGAGGAGAUGUUGGCUUCACUAAAAGAGGCAUGGAUGGUGGCGGGGCAGCGGGCAGAGGACAUGUUCAGAGACAUCGUAUGUACACAAACAAAGAGACAACAUUUCAUUUCAUUUCAUCCGAGAGAAGAGCAUGAGUGAGAAAAUCUGCAAAAUUUUUUGUUUCGUUUAGAAAGAGAGAGAGAUGGAGGAGAGAGUGGAGGGUCUGUGGUCAGAUGUUCGCGAACUAAACCUUGGAACCACCACCGAAAUCGAGCACCUCCACAACCCCCCAACCCCUCUCUGCUUCCUCAGAGACUUCGUCUCUCAAAACAAACCGUGCCUCAUCUCCAACGCCACAACCCACUGGCCCGCCCUCUCUCUGUGGCCCUCCAACUCCUACCUCUGCAAAGCCCUAAAAGAUAGCACCAUCUCUCUCCACCUCACUCCGAAUGGCCGUGCCGAUGCCCUCACCACCUUCACCUUACCCAAUAAUAAAAAUAGCCUCACCUGCUUCGCCUCCGCCUUUGUAAAACGCAUGCCCUUCGACAGAGCCCUGAACCUCAUAGCAACAAAAACUGAGAAGAAAGGGACUGUGGCCUAUAUGCAACAACAGAAUGAUUGCCUCCUUGAAGAGUUUGGGGUGAUAGCGGGAGAUGUAGCGGCGGAGGUGGGUUGGGCUACGGAGGCGUUUGGGUGCUCCCCAGAGGCAGCGAAUUUGUGGAUUGGGAACGGGGAGUCGGAGACGUGGUGGCACAAGGACCACUACGAGAAUUUGUAUGCGGUGGUGUCCGGGGAGAAGCAUUUUUUGCUGCUCCCACCCACUGAUGUGCACAGAUUGUAUGUCAAGGAGUACCCGGCUGCUCAAUACACUUGUGAUGAUGAUCACGAUCUGGAAAGUGGGGAGUUGAGGCUGGAAUUGGAGGAGCCAUUGCGAUAUAUACCAUGGUGCAGCGUGGAUCCAUAUCCAUCACCUGAGAGGAGAGGGAGGGAAAUGUCUUUGUAUCCAAGAUACUUCAAUGGCCCAAAGCCAUUUGAGUGCACUGUCAAAGCUGGUGAUAUGCUAUACUUUGGCUCAACAGAACUUAUUGAUCACCUUCUACUUGGGGAAUGCAGGCCAAGCAUGUGGUUUCACCAUGUUAGGCAGACCCCUGACAGCGAAGGAAAGACCAUAGCUGUUAACUACUGGUAUGACAUGCAGUUUGAUAUCAAAUAUGCAUACUUUUACUUCUUGCAAUCGAUCAGUCUCCCAUCAAAUGAUCCUGAAAAGGCUCAGCAUCCAGAUACAGAAGACUAUAAGAAACAACAAGUGCUUCAAAUUCCAAUUGGUGAGCAAGAGGAUUGACUGUUCCUUUGUUUUUCGGGGCAGCAAUCAGAGAUCACUAGUACAUAAACUUGCAGAACUCAAUGAAUUUGAAGUUCGCUGAAUUAAUCAUGCAGAGAACUAAGUAAUGAAGACGGAAGACAGUUUUCAGAGCCGGUCACAGAAUGUCAAGUUUGCCAAGACAUAAAGAUGCAGAAGUUGGGAUAUUCUUGUUUCAUACUCUUCAACAGUAACAAAUAAAGAAAAAUAUUCCUUUUAAAGUAAUGUUGACGGUCACAUUGAUUGCUGUGAAAGAUAUGUACAGAAUUAAAAUUUAAACCAAAAAGCACUAUACAUCCAGAAAAUGUGAUAUAACUAUUGAAACCCCACAUAUAUAUAUGCCGAAAGCUCAAAAAAUGUGAGAAAAUCGGUCCUAGAUGAGAUGCCUGAAAAUGCUUUACUCUUAAUGAGGCCAUGGGCUUCCGAAUUUACCUGGAGCCAUGUAUGUCGCCAGCAGAUGUGUGUCAUCCAAUAGAGGUCGAAACAAUUUCAAAGAGGUGGAUGGCUCAUCCACGGACAGAGUGAUGCUCUUAUAGCCCGAGAGAUGACGUUCUAGGAAUCCUUAGUGACCAAAAUGGGGUUCCAAUUUGGGUUAAAAUUGGAACCUUCUUUAUCUCUAAAUGUUUGUCUAGUGUGAAACCUUCUUUAUCUCUAAAUGUUC